Messenger RNA from Galleria mellonella (greater wax moth), 672 nucleotides. RefSeq lists its product as uncharacterized. The transcript has 5 exons. The coding region runs from base 46 to 672 and encodes 208 amino acids. The record is from RefSeq and is a predicted model, not a curated record. NCBI's taxonomy places the organism in Eukaryota, Metazoa, Arthropoda, Insecta, Lepidoptera, Pyralidae.
UUAUAGUAUUGUAAUAUUACAUUUGAAAUUGUACUAUCAUUUACAAUGAAUUUUUGUAAUAUUUUCAUAAUAUUGUUCCAGCAUUUUGUGAUAACUAAAUACGCCGCAGGCAUCAAAAUUGAAUGCGAGUCGCCACUGGUUUUCAAUAUUCAGUAUGAAUUACCGCCAAUAGAAGCUCCGCACGCUACUAUUACGUUACCGGCUCCUACCUCAGGAACCAGUCCAAUAAUACAUAAGCUUUCAUACAAGGGUAUGAAUGGACCGGAAUAUUAUGAGCAUCCUACCACUUCGCUCCUGCCUGAAUCAGAGACCAGUUCGAACAUCUACAAAGCUCUUCUCCAAUACAAUGAGAUUAAUAAAAGAUAUUACAACUUUCUGAAGAGUAAAUCAACGGACUCGAAUCCAAUCACGUCGUUUCAAACCAGACAUUUACCAAGUCAGGACGUGUCUCAGAAUCCAAGUGUCUACAAUAUGAUACUUCAGUACAAUGAACGAAUAAAAUCAUAUUAUAAUUAUUUAAAAAGCAGGAACAAUAAGGGCGCAGACUUAUUCGUACCAAAGAUGGGACCUUCGGACAAAAUCGAUGUUAAUAUUAAAAAUGAGGUAUCAUACAAAGGAACGGUACCGGCUCUUGGAAAAGUAACAAUAGUGGGCAAGUUCGAGUGUCAAUAA